AUGGCUUAUGCUGCUAUUUCUUCACUUAUGUAUACAUUGGAACAGCUAUUCAAACCUAAUCAACCUUUCGUUUGUCGAAGCUAUACGCAACAUGUUCAAUCUCUCUGUCAAAAUCUUUCUGCUCUGCAAGAUCUCCUUGACGAUACCACAAAGGAUAUUGAAACUCUUAAGGUUAUAGAAAAGAGGAUGAGAAACGUAGUAUACAAAGCGGAAUACAGAGUUGAAUCAAGUCUAAGAAGGAUUAUUCUAGCAGACCGUGAGGACAAGAGGCAAAAAGCUUAUACAUCCUUUUAUGAAGAAUUGUUGAAAGUGAAAGGACAAAUUUAUUUUCUCACUAAAGAGGUGAUGCAGAUAAAUGUUAAAAAGCAUGGAAGUAAAUCUGCAGCCUUCUCACAAGAUCAAAAAAGUACAAUUGUGGAAAAUACUGUUGUUGGGAUGGAGGAUGACUUCAAUACCAUACUUGAUCGCGUCACUGCCCAAAUAGACGAGUUGACUGUCAUACCAAUAUUUGGUAUGGGUGGUAUCGGUAAGACAACUCUUGCCAGAAAAGUUUAUGAUGAUUCUUCUGUUUGUUCUCGAUUUGAUAAACUCGCAUGGGUCACUAUCUCCGAAGAAUACAAUGAGAGGCAAAUGCUUCUUGAAGUUGUCUCUUCAGUUACUACUGGAGGCAAUCAAGAAAAGAGCGAUGAUGAACUAAUGGAGAUUGUGUAUAGAGGUCUCAAGGGUAGGAGAUUCCUAAUUGUCAUAGAUGAUAUUUGGAGUACUGAGGCAUGGGACCAAAUGCAAAGAAUAUUCCCAAAUGAUGACAAUAAAAGCCGAAUUCUAUUAACCACCCGGCUCAAGUAUGUUGCGGAUUAUGUCAACUGCCCUGAUUUUCCACCUCAUAGUAAGUCUUUCCUAAGUCUAGAAGAUAGUUGGAAUCUAUUCACCGAGAAAAUAUUCAAAAAAGAUCCAUGUCCUCCUCUGCUAGAAGAAAUAGGGAAGCAUAUUGUACAACAAUGUCAAGGAUUGCCUCUCUCGAUUGUUGUGGUUGCCGGACUUCUUGGGAAAAUGGACUUAACGCAUGACAAUUGGAAGAACGUUGAGGAAAAUCUGAGCUCAUUCUUUGGUACAGUAUCUGAACGGUGCCAAUCAAUUCUGUCUCUGAGCUACAAUUACUUGCCCCAAUAUUUGAAGGCUUGUUUUCUCUAUGUUGGAGGUUUUCCAGAAGACAAGGAGAUUAAUGUUUCCCAGUUGAUUAGGUUAUGGAUUGCUGAGCAAUUCGUAAAGGCAAGAAACGAUAAAAGAUUAGAAGUGGUGGGAGAGGAGUAUCUACAAGAGCUAAUCGAUAGAAGUCUAAUUUUGACAGGUAAACAAAGUGCUAAUGGAAGGAUGAGAAGUUGCAAAAUUCAUGAUCUUCUUCGCCAGCUAUGCCUAAGUGAAACUCAUACUGAAAAUGUUGUGCAUGUAAUGAAUGGGAAUGUCGUCGUGUCUUCAGUAGAAGUAAUAGAUGAUCAGCGGCGAGUGAUAGGUCUGCAUAAACAUGAAGAGAAGCAAGUUUAUCGUCCAGCGCAUAGCAAUGAUAUAACAAGUAUAACUCGUACCUUUAUUUCAAUGCAAUAUUUAAAGACUUAUUCCACUGUUUCAGAGUUCAAGUUGCUUAAGGUGUUGGACGUAUCAUCAGUACAUUACGAUUUCUCUAGUGUAAUACCUGAGCUUGUACAUUUGAGAUAUGUUGCUGCAAAAAUUAGAAAAGGUGUUUCACUAGCCAAAUUGAGAAAUCUACAGACCAUAAUUCUUCGAAGUCUUGUAGGAAAAGCGUUGGAGCAACCACUCGAUAUCUGGACAAUGUCAGAGCUUAGGCAUUUGGAUAUCAGAUCAGCGCCACUAUAUUGUAAUCCUCUCGAGGCAGAAAAUAGUUUGUUUCUGAAUAACUUGCAAAAUCUUUAUGUAUAUAACUCUCCUUUCAUUGCGGAAAUCAUAAGAAAAACUCCCAAUCUAAAAAAGCUAAAGGUUUUAGAUGAUUCUGAGCGCCCUGACUGGUCUGCAAUUCUUGAUUCUCUAAUUCUUCUAAAGCAGCUGGAGACUUUACUCAUAAAGGUGGAGAGCAUUGACAUCAACAUUUUCUCCGGAGAUAUUUUGCCUUGUAAAAUCAAGAAAAUGACAUUUAGUAGUAAUAUCAAGAAAUUGAUAUUACUAGAUACUUGUAUACCAUGGGAAGUUGUGAAUUUGUUGGCUAAUUUAUCCAAUCUUGAGGUGCUCAAAGGGUAUCGCUCAUUCAAUGGAAAAUAUUGGAGGCUAAAUGAAGAUGUUGUGUUUCGCAAAUUGAAAUAUCUACAAAUUAUUUACAUAGCUAUGGAAAGGUGGAAAGUAUUCCGUGAUAAACAAUUCGUAGGUCUGGAAAUGUGGGAAUUAGCAGGUGGUAGUAAUAAUUUUCCGAUGCUUGAGCAACUAAAACUGCAUGGGUUGCGUAAACUGGAGGAGAUUCCGGAGAGUAUUGGAGAUAUAAUGACACUAAAAUUCAUCGAGAUAAAAUAUUGCAGCUCUGGUGUAGAGAAUAGUGCAAAGAGAAUUCAACAAGAGCAAGAGAGCUUGGGAAAUUAUGAGCUUCAAAUUAUUACUGCAAAGGUACGUUCAUAUCCAGCGGAACUUUUCGAAUUUCAAGACUAA
Solanum pennellii is the source of this 2649-nucleotide messenger RNA. RefSeq names its product putative late blight resistance protein homolog R1B-16. Gene Ontology annotation, biological process: defense response to other organism. Lineage: Eukaryota; Viridiplantae; Streptophyta; Magnoliopsida; Solanales; Solanaceae. The coding region runs from base 1 to 2649 and encodes 882 amino acids. The record is from RefSeq and is a predicted model, not a curated record. The transcript is spliced from 2 exons. Gene Ontology annotation, molecular function: ADP binding.